Molecule: messenger RNA, 1413 nt
Organism: Microthlaspi erraticum
Lineage: Eukaryota; Viridiplantae; Streptophyta; Magnoliopsida; Brassicales; Brassicaceae
Source: the annotation of a GenBank genome assembly
AUGAAGAAGGGAGCGAAGAAAAAGGGAGUUUCGAAAGCAGGCCGCAAAGCUACUUCUACAUCGUCGGCGACUAAGAACGAUGGCGCGAUAGUAGAGACUCAGCCGAGUCAGGAGAUAGUAGAGACUCAGCCGAGUCAGGAGAUAGUAGAGACUCAGCCGAGUCAGGAGGUUGAGGAAGCGGCUAAGGUCGAAUCUCCGUCUGCGAAGGAAGCAGAGAACGAAGAAGAGGCGAAGGUGGAAUCUCCGACUGCGAAGGAAGCCGAGAGCAAAGACGAGGCGAAGGAAGAAGAACAAGCGAAACCUGAUUCCUCAUCGCAACAGGAGAAGGAUCAGAAUGUCGAGGCGAAAGGUGCAUCUUCUUCACAACCACAAGCUGACGAAAAGAAAGAGGAGAACGAGACGCCUCUUCGUCAUGGUAAACGUAAGAGAUCCACGACGAAUGAAACAGAGAAGAAAGUGAACACCAAAUCGGCUCCGCGAGCUAAGCGAGCCAGAGCGACCAAGCCGCAAGCAGCUGAGCCUGAGUACUUCAAGGAGAAGCGCAAUCUGGAGGAUUUGUGGAAAGAUGCAUUCCCAGUGGGUACCGAGUGGGGUCAACUGGAUGAUCUAUAUGAAUUCAACUGGGAUUUCACAAACCUUGAAGAAGCGCUGGAGGACGAUGGAAAGCUCUACGGGAAGAAGGUCUAUGUCUUUGGCUGCGCAGAGUCUCACCUAGUCACUUACAAAAACGAAACCAAGACUGUCCUUGUUCCUGCAGUCGUUUGUGUGGAAUCAUCCAUUCCUCCUUCUGAUAAGAUAGGAAUUUCAUCGGUUGAAGACAAGGAGCCGGAAAUAACUCCAAUGAAAGUCAUGAAAAUGGCUUGGGAACCUUACAUUCCGCUUGAUAAAAGGGACAGACAAGUUGAUAGAAUGAACUUUCAGAUUUAUAUCUUGGCUUGUACGCAGAGAAGGUCUGCUCUCAAACAUUUGAAGGAAGAUCGUGUUAAAAAGUUCAACUAUUGCCUUCCUUAUAUCAACAACCCGUUUAAGGAAGAUGAAUCUGAGCAGAGCACCGUGGUUCAAAUAACGUUCCCUUCUGAGCCACCAGUUGUAUGUGAAUAUGACUGGGAGAAUGAUAACCUUGAGGUACUCGCUGACGAUCUGAUCAAGGAGGGAUUGCUCAAGGGCCAGAAAGAUGAAUUCCAGGAGUUUGUCAAAGAGCAAGCUGACAAAGCUAAGAAAGCUCAUGGAGAGGCGGAAGAAGCCCGAGAGAAAGCAAAGGAAGAAAUGAGCGAAGCAACAAAAGAAGCCUAUAAAGAAAUGAAGUUGUACAAGUUUUAUCCAUCGCCUUCACCAAAUACACCCGACCUAUCAGCAAUCGACAAGUCCUCGUUUAUCAACAGGUACUUCGGCAAGGCUCACCAAGUCCUAUGA